Molecule: messenger RNA, 3771 nt
Organism: Perca fluviatilis (European perch)
Lineage: Eukaryota; Metazoa; Chordata; Actinopteri; Perciformes; Percidae
Gene: banf1
Product: BAF nuclear assembly factor 1
Exons: 3
Coding region: 1405-1677 (90 amino acids)
Molecular function (GO): DNA binding
Source: RefSeq, a predicted model, not a curated record
UCUGUCAAUGGGAGUCCCCGGCCUUGUUGAUGAGGCCCACUGCAGUCAGAAGAAAACUGUUCUUGUGACAUGAGGUUUGGUCCUAAAGGACCGCAUAAAGUUUGUGUCCAAGGGUGGGAGGGAUCGGCCACAAUCUUUCCUGACCGCCUCAGGGUCCCGGAGGUGUUCCGGGAGGGAUGGCAGAUUGCAGCCAAUCACCUUCUCAGCAGAGUGAUGAUACGCUGCUGUCUGCCCUUGUCCUUGUCAGUGGCAGCAGCGUGACAGGUAGAGGAGGGGAGGAUGGACUCGAUGAUGGCAGUGUAGAAGUGCAACAUCAUUGUCUUUGGUAGGUUGAACUUCUUUAGCUGUUGCAGGAAAGUACAUUCUGUUCUGUGCCUCAUCGAUGAGGUCCUGGAAGAUGAUGUAACCCGGGAAGCGCAAGGACUCCCCAGUGUUGACUGGGGAGUCACCCAGGGUGAUGGAGGCGGGUGGGGCUGUGUUCUUCCAGAAAUCCACAACCAUCUCCACUGUCUUCAGAGCAUAGAGCUCUAAGUUGUCCUGAAUGCACCAGGUCAUUUAGUUGGUGUUAAUAAAAUAACCCACGGCUGUGAUCUAAUUAUGAUGAAUGAUGCGUUGACAAAAUGCCCAGUGUCCUAAUGCUUUCAUAUUAUAAUGUACAGUACAAACAAUACAUUUGAUUCAAAGUAAGCAUUCAUAGGAUAUAAAUUGGCCAAAUAAAGUGGCCAUCUUAAAAGGGUGUGACAUGGGGCAGACAAGCACAUGGUAUGCACAUACUAUAUAAAGGAUAUUUGUAUAACAGAGUUUAAUCCAUCCUUCACACCUAUGCAAAAUCCAAUUUUUGUAGCACAUUGCUACAAUUUUUGAAACAGACUCCUGUAUCUCAGAAUCCAUAAUGAUACCUUGAUUUAGAUAUUGAGCCUCCUAGAAUGGAUAAUGUGGGUUACUUAGCGUUGGUAGCUACUGCGUAUCAUUAAGUGCAUAUAACUAAACUGUACUGCAGGUAAAUUCAUAAAAUAAGGCUAGAUUGAUAGUUGUCUACCUGGAUGAUCAUAAGAAAUCAUAAGUUGCUGCCUUGUUGAGAAGUUGUAAAGUUACAGUGCAAGUGAGUGUUCAAACCAUGAAUGUAUUAGAAGUUCUUAUAAUGCAGUGGUUCAAAGGUCUGUUUAUCCUGUAAAUCAACAAUCUGGGAAUGUAUUAGUGACAUUGACAGAUUAGUGACCACCACCCCGUGACGUAAGGACGCAAGAAGCGGGCGCAUUGCAUUGUGGUCACCGGUGCCUCGGAAACAGAAAGCAGUGGCGCCGCGCUCCAUGGAACUACGCCAAGAGGCCUUAACAUUCAGUCUACUCUGGACACAGUAAAAGUUCUGUAGUUGGUGAGCUUUGACCGCCUACAAAAGCAGCCAUGUCGUCGACAUCCCAAAAACAUAGAGAUUUUGUGGCCGAGCCCAUGGGUGAAAAGCCUGUGAUGGCUCUUGCAGGCAUUGGAGAGGUCCUUGGCAAGAGACUGGAGGAAAAAGGUUUUGACAAGGCGUAUGUCGUCCUCGGGCAGUUUCUAGUGCUAAAGAAAGACGAGGAGCUUUUCCGGGACUGGCUGAAGGACACUUGCGGGGCAAAUGUCAAACAACAAGGUGACUGCUAUGGCUGUCUUAAAGAAUGGUGUGACGCCUUCUUAUAAAGCAUUCAGUCGUUGUUUUAUACUUCUAAAGUCCAAACUGUACAUUACAUUUGUGAUCUUGAUUCAAUUCAGCUACACCAUAUAUAUGAACUGACAAAGUCCACUCUAGGGAGAGUAUUGAAGUCAAUUUAUUUUUAAAUUAUACUUAAACCCCCCAAACUGAAUUCACACAUUACACACACAGGUAGCCCUUUUAUGGUGGACAUUUUAACUUGUCUGAGUAGUAAAAGUCCAUUUCGGUCUACCAGUAAGUUUUAUGUCAUGUCACUGAGCCAGCAUGCAAGUAUCAGGGCUGUGACACAGGGACACCUAAAUGUAAUGCAGCCUUUAUUAAUGUUAUGCUGUGAGAACCAACUAUACAGGUGCCUCAGGCUAACACUGUUAGUUUCCAGUUUUGGGAAAAAGCGGCACAUGUUCAUAAUAUUAAUGUUGUCCGACGUCAUUGGAAUAUUGCAUGUACCUUCUGCUAAAGGUUGAAUUUUAAAUGUCCAUUUUCCAUUGUUGGUCAUGCACUGGGAAUGUUUUUUAGCUAAAAAUGGCUAGCUUGUUCUAUGUUUAAACCUUAUACCUUCAGACACAUUUUGAUGUUUCAGUUCAGCACCCAUUUUUCUUUCUGUGUAACCUGAUGAUUUACCAGUACAAUAUUUGUACUCACCUGUCACUCUUGGGCUUCUUACCCCGUUUGCCUGUUUUUAAAGCCAUUGGAAAGUUGAUGUAAGCUUUUUUUUUUUUUUUUUUUAAAUAUAUAAAUGGCAAAUCAUAUCAGUUUAGUAUUAUGUACUUUUGGUCCACCAACAAUGUUUAAAAGAGGUGCAUUGUCUGUUUGAACUGUCUUACAGCGGGUGUGACUGAUUUAUGUGACACAAAAACUAAUCCUCAAAACUAAUCCUACACUGUUUUAGCAGAAUAUUUUUAUUUUUUACAAAAACUUUUUACUUUUGAUCUCAAAUAAAGAAACAACGUGGCCAGACCCCCACAUAUGGCCUGCUCAAAGUUUGUUUGAACCCGAAGAUGGAAAAGUAUAUGAAUAAAGAUGCCAAUGCAACAUUCUCAAACACUUUCAAAAACGUUUCAGUCUAUUGCUGAUUGCUGCAGCCUUUACAUCCAAUAAUUUACUUACAAGUACAGGUAUGUGUCUGCCAGAUAAGCUAGCAGUAAACAUACAUUACAAACAAUUAGGGGUGUGCAAAAAAAAUCGAUUCACAUUCGAAUCGCGAUUCAAGCUCUACAGAUUCAAAAUCGAUUUAUAGAAUUCCAAAAAUCAAUUCAUAUUUUUUACGUGGGAAAAGUAACUACAUUUACAUACUGUGAAUCGUUUUUUAAAUCGAGAAUCGUUUUUUGAAUCGAAUCUUGAGCCUGAAAAUCGAUAUCGAAUCGUGACAUUUUCUGAAUUGUGCAUCCCUCCAAACAAUACAUUUAGUGCCUGCUGGAAGUGCUGGGUGUAAAGAGAAAUGAGUUGUGACAAGUAUAACACAUUCAUAUUGAUGCAACGUGUUGGUGUGCUUAAGCAGCUACCAGGAUGUAAGAUUUUGAUUAAACACUGUCCGAAUUAUAUGACAGCCAUCUAAGUCAAAACCCAUGACGUGAUACAGUAAACCAAUCAGCACCCUGUUUGUCCCUAAGAGGCUAAAGUAGUUGAUAUGCUGUACUUGUAUAAUAGAAUGUAUUUAAAGCUUCAGUAGAAAUUGACUUAGUUUAACAAGAGUGAGGUAAAACCCCAUCCCUUUUCUUUACCUUCACAAAAAGAUAAAUCCAUGGUCACGGUUUCCACUGGCUUAAAUGAAGAUGGAAUACCACAGUAUGUCCAGCACGGAUGUAUUUUGUAACACCAACAAGCCUGAUUUAGGUCAGGUCUUCAUAACUGAGCUUGAAAUGAUCUUGAUGCCUUAAUGCAUGCUAGUUAAAGCAUUUUAUUUACUCAGAUGAACUAUAAAACCUGCAGUAACGCAUGUCCAGGCUGUGUCACUUAAUCUUCCACACACCACCUGCCACUUGAAGAUGUAACCGAUGUGUAGCAGCUUUUUUUUUUUUUAAACACUGCCUGAUGUGUUUGCAUUUGACUGUGAAAACUUCAGUUUUGAUAUUGCUCCUAUU